AUGAAGCUUCAAGGUGUUGCUUUACAGUCGAAGGCCGCCAAGAAGAAGUCCAGCAAGAAGAGAUCCGGAUCUGAGGCCGCUCAAUUCGAUCAGAAGACCAUCAAUGAAUUCAAGGAGGCCUUCGGUAUCAUGGAUCAGAACAAGGACGGUAUAAUCGACAAGAAUGACCUCAAGGAUCUCUACGCGACUAUGGGACAAAUCGCCUCUGACAAGCAGAUCGAGGACAUGAUCAAAGAGGCGCCUGGACCGAUCAACUUUACUGUCUUUCUGACGUUGUUCGGAGAGCGAUUGACAGGCGAGAGCUUCUCCUUUGCCACUGUUGACUUUAGAAAGCUGCACUCGUAA
Messenger RNA from Ostertagia ostertagi, 345 nucleotides. NCBI's taxonomy places the organism in Eukaryota, Metazoa, Nematoda, Chromadorea, Rhabditida, Trichostrongylidae. The record is from the annotation of a GenBank genome assembly.